CCACGAAAAAUCAUAAAGAAAAGAAAGAAGGCCCUCUUUGUUCAGUGAAAGUCGUUCUCUCUCUCGCACACGAAACAAUCUCACUUGCACACACAAAGAGAGAAGCCUUUUUAGGCUUUCUCUUCUCGAAAGAAUAACCAAAAGCCACUGAGAAAAUUCGCUUUUCAGUUACUUCAAUUUCAAUACAAAUAUUUUCUUAUUCUAUUCUGAAUCCUGAUCACCGAGUUUUUCAUUUUUCAGGAUGUACUACAUCAUGGAGUUGUUCUUCUUGUGUUUUCUCACGGAAUGUUUGACAAUAUUGCCACCUUACUGUUGCUUUUUUCCUUUCUCUAUUGACAUAUCAGUUGCAGUGUCACUUGUUCUUCUGGGUUUUUCUUUCUAAUUGCACUUACAUGCAGGACAGUCUUUCAUGCAAAACUAAAAACCAAGUUUAAUCAGUCAUUUUGCAAAAUAUUUUGACUAUAGCAAUUCAGAGAUUUGGGUCCUGUAUUACUUGAAAAAGUUAGAUGUGUAUUUAUUGCUUAAAGAAUAUUUCUGUUUCCUCUUUUGCAAAUUAGAUGUUUAAUGAAAAAUUGGCUUCUCUCUUAAUUUUCCCUAAUAUUCUCCUUCUUUUCUUACUAUAUUCCAUAUCUUUUUUCUCUUUCUCCUUCCAUCUUGAUCUCUUCUCUCUUCUGCCUGCCUAUACUACGUCAUUCUUUGGCUUUAAAAAGUAUCAAUUUUUUAAGUUGCACAAACCUAAUUUCGGCUGUAUUAUUCACUGAAAACAGGAAUCCAUGCAUCAAGGCCUACACAUUUAGAUGGGCAGAGAUAAGUAAAAGGAAAUGGGAGGCUGCUGCUGUUGUUCUUCAAAAGGAGCUGAGAGAAUUAGUUCUCCAGCAUACUAUUAUUAUCCAAGAGCAUCAGAAGAGCAUGUGCCCUUAUCAUCUCACCAUGGUGCCACCUCUGCACUCUCCACUGGACUCCUGGUUGAUACAAAUCUGGAUACAUCAGUCCCCAAUGCUUAUAGGCCACCACCUGCCCCGAUACCUUUCGAUGUGAGUUUAGGGCGUCCUCAAACUCCACCAGUGACUCAAGAAAUUUGCAGCAGUAAGAGUGAUGCACCAGUGCAAACAACUACUGAUCCUGUUCAAGAAACAGGUGGUGGCAAUACUCAAGAACCUGUGAAGUGUGAAGAUCUAAAGGAAUCAGAAAGCAAAACUGAAGCCAAUUUUGAACCUGAAUCAGUGAAGGAGCUGGAAGUUGAGCUUUCAAAGUCAAUUGAACCUGUUGUUUCAGUGAUAGAGGAGGAUGUUUGUCCCACCUGUCUGGAAGAGUAUGAUACUGAGAAUCCAAGAAUUAUUACAAAAUGCGAGCAUCAUUUUCACCUUGCUUGCAUCUUAGAAUGGAUGGAAAGAAGUGACACCUGUCCUGUAUGCGAUAAGGAAAUGAUAUUUGACCUUCCUAAUGAGUAGUAACUGCCCAAUAACUCAUGCGGAGUUGAAGUUCUAAGUUAUUUGAAGUUGGGAUUAAGAAUUCAAAGGUUGCAAAUGCUUGAAAGUUAUCUUUUCUCUUGCUCGCGCUCUUUUUCUUUCAGUUUUUUCUAUCUGCUGCAGUUUGUUCUCUCUAUUGCCCUCUCUUUAAGAAGCACAACCCUUUUAAAAUGCUUAGUGUCCUUUGUGGUUUCUUUUCCAAUGAACUUGGAAGUUUUAUAAAGAGUCAUAGCUCAUUUAAAAUGGACAGUGUGACACCAUUUCUGAGGUUCGUUUUUCAUUGCCUAUACAUUCAUCCUUGGGGCCUAGAUCAGCAUAUUAUCGGAAAUGUAAGGCCACAGUUCACAUGGAGACAAUGAAACGAGUUACCCGUCUGUCCGAUCCCAGUUAGUCAGUCAUACAAAGUAGUUGGUAUACCCUUUUUUCUUGUUUCCCAAAUUUAUGCUUUUCUCAGUCCAAUAUUUUCAUAUCAUGUCAGCAAUUGAUUUUGUGAAUGAAAUGCAAUUACAGUUGUUCAAUGUUUAUAUUUGGCGAAUUGUUGAUGAAGGAUCUGGUAGUGUAAAGGAAGUAUGGUAGGAGUUUGUGUAAAUUAUAGAAGGAUCAAAUGAAAGGGAAUUUUGUGUUUUAUA
Messenger RNA from Pistacia vera, 2098 nucleotides. Its product is annotated as probable E3 ubiquitin-protein ligase RHB1A. Gene Ontology annotation, molecular function: ubiquitin-protein transferase activity. NCBI's taxonomy places the organism in Eukaryota, Viridiplantae, Streptophyta, Magnoliopsida, Sapindales, Anacardiaceae. The record is from RefSeq and is a predicted model, not a curated record. The transcript is spliced from 5 exons. The coding region runs from base 822 to 1451 and encodes 209 amino acids.